This is a messenger RNA of Ceratina calcarata, 1732 nucleotides long. RefSeq names its product glucosylceramidase-like. The record is from RefSeq and is a predicted model, not a curated record. Gene Ontology annotation, biological process: glucosylceramide catabolic process. The transcript is spliced from 7 exons. Bases 55 to 1608 code for a protein of 517 amino acids. Gene Ontology annotation, molecular function: glucosylceramidase activity. Lineage: Eukaryota; Metazoa; Arthropoda; Insecta; Hymenoptera; Apidae.
AAAAUGCAGUGAGCUCGUAGUGCUCCUACAAAAGCAGUUCCACAGGACUCAACAAUGGGUGCAAGUCUGUGGAAGUUAUUAUUAUUGUUCGCUUUCCUUUUCGGCAAAGGUAGUGCGCACGAGUGCGCGCAACGUAGUUUCGGCCCAGACAGAAUCGUAUGCGUUUGUAAUGCAACUUACUGCGAUAGUACACCGGAUAACGACCCAAAAAUACCUCCAAAUGGAACCUACUACUGGUACGUCUCGACUCAAGACGGACUCAGGUUGGAUUUGAGAAAAGGGAAGAUCAAUUCUUGCCAAAACUCUUUACUUUCAUUUCUCACUACGGAACUCGACAUAGAUACGACGAAAACGUACCAAACGAUCCUUGGUUACGGUGCUGCAUUUACAGACUCAGCUGGAAUAAACGUCAAGAGGCUCAGUCCAGCUACACAGGAUCAAUUAAUCCGAGCGUAUUACGAUCCGGUGUUAGGAAGCAGAUAUUUACUAGGACGAAUACCGAUCGGUGGAACUGAUUUCUCAACGCGACCGUACACAUACGAUGAUCAUGCUAACGAUACCACGCUAGCACAAUUUGCCCUCGCUCCGGAAGAUUACAGUUAUAAAAUACCGUUUCUACAGAAAGCGCUUGAGUUAAAUCCUGAAGUGAAAUUCCUCAGUGCCGCGUGGACUGCUCCGGCGUGGAUGAAAACUAACGAUAAUCUCAAGGGAUUUGGUUUCUUGAAGAAAGAGUAUUACCAACUGUAUUCCGACUAUCUAUUAAAAUUUCUGGAUGAGUAUAAAAAGAAUGGAAUAGACGUAUGGGCGGUUUCCUCGGGUAACGAACCUAUAAACGUAAUCGUACCGUUCGAUCCCCUGAUUACCAUGGGAUGGACUCCGGACACGAUGGGUGAAUGGAUCGCGGAAAAUUUUGGCCCGACGCUUGCCAACUCCAAACAUAAUAACACCGUGAUAUUGACGCUGGACGAUCAAAGAGUCGAAUUACCCUGGUUCAUCCAAGCGUUGUUUCAAAAUGAAAAGGCGAAGAAAUAUAUCGCCGGCACGGCCGUCCAUCCCUACGCUGAUUUCUUGGUCGGACCGGAAGUAUUAGACAAAACGCAUGAUCUUGACCCAGAUAAAUUUAUCCUGUUGACUGAAGCAUCCAUUGGAUCGGAGGUACUAAUCCCGUUUCUCAAAGUGAUACCAGGAUCGUGGGAUCGAGGAAAACAGUACAUGCAAAGUAUAAUUCAGUACAUGAACCAUUGGUCGGUCGGGUGGGUAGACUGGUGUUAUGCCCUUGACCCACAAGGCGGACCAACCUAUAUUAAAAAUUACCUGGACUCGCCGAUUAUUGUCAGUGAGGAUACUGACGAGUUCUAUAAGAAUCCGAUGUACUACGCGAUCAAACAUUUCAGUAGAUUCGUCGAUAGAGGUUCGGUCAGGGUAUCCAUUAGCGAUUCGCCACUUGUUAAAGCCACGGCAUUCGUUACACCCUCGAAGGAAGUCGUUACCGUCUUAUACAACGAGAAUCCCUUCUCUACUUCAGUUAGCCUGAACGAUCCGAAUAUUGGCUCCGUCUGUUUGGAAUUACCAGGAGACUCCAUGAAUACUAUUAUUUACGCGUCAUAGGAAAACAGCGAUUAUGACGAACUCUGUUAUUAUCUGGACCUUACAUUACCUUUAUGAUGAUGCAUAAUUAACUAAAAUAAAAGAAAAAAAGAACUGCAAUAAAUUUAUGUAUUCUAUUUUCUAA